Fusarium falciforme is the source of this 672-nucleotide messenger RNA. RefSeq lists its product as hypothetical. The record is from RefSeq and is a predicted model, not a curated record. Lineage: Eukaryota; Fungi; Ascomycota; Sordariomycetes; Hypocreales; Nectriaceae. Gene Ontology annotation, molecular function: phosphatase activity. The transcript has 3 exons. Bases 7 to 672 code for a protein of 221 amino acids. Gene Ontology annotation, cellular component: cytoplasm.
AAUGCGAUGGCGACGAUUCACAUCCUGCGCCAUGGGCAGGGCCGCCACAAUGUCCAGAGAGGCUACCCAUACAGAGAUCCUCCUUUGACAGAGGUUGGAUGCGAACAAGCCAAAGCUGUGCGACGAACCUUGACCGUGAAGCCUGAUCUUAUCCUGGUGUCUCCUAUGACCAGAACCAUUCAGACUAUGAAUAUCGUGUUUGGUCACCUCUUCAACGACUCUUCUGGGAGCAAGAAAGUCGAGGUUCAAGUCUGGCCUGAGCUGCGUGAGGCGCAUGACGCAAUCUGCAACAAAGGAAUAUCACGAACAGAACUUGCUGCCAAGUUUCCUCAUCUCGACUUUUCAGCAUGUCGCAGGCAGUGGGACUACUCGGCGCACAGUCCUGAGAGAGCGACAGCUCGAGCUGAGAGAAUUCGGCGGCGCCUGAGUGCCCUUGCUUCGUCUGGCAAAUACAAGAACAUUUCUCUCGUCACUCAUCGUGGCCUCGUUGCGUUUUUAGUGCAAGGUCCAAGAUUUAGUGUUUGCGAGCAUCGUUCGUAUCAGUUGGCUUCGGGGGAGGAAGUGGAUAAGAAACGGCUCGGCGUGAAUAUCGAUACAGGCCUGGAACAGGAUUUUGGUCCGACCUUGCUGGUUCCUAAGGUCCAGGGGGAAACGGCUAGGCUGGGGGCGUGA